This is a messenger RNA of Xenia sp. Carnegie-2017, 2038 nucleotides long. RefSeq names its product tyrosine--tRNA ligase, cytoplasmic-like. Gene Ontology annotation, biological process: tyrosyl-tRNA aminoacylation. NCBI's taxonomy places the organism in Eukaryota, Metazoa, Cnidaria, Anthozoa, Malacalcyonacea, Xeniidae. The transcript has 21 exons. Gene Ontology annotation, molecular function: tyrosine-tRNA ligase activity; ATP binding; tRNA binding. Bases 231 to 1844 code for a protein of 537 amino acids. The record is from RefSeq and is a predicted model, not a curated record.
CGCGUGGUACAGUCAAUUUGCAACCAAGACAUCUACUGUAAUUACUGUACGAGAAAUUAGAAUACCUGCUUUCCCAAUCCAAGGAAAGCUCUAUUUGGCUAGAGUUUUAAGAAAAAGAGCAAAUGCUAGAUUUUUGAUACAAUUUCAACAUUUUUCUUUCAAAGUACUGCACACUUUUAAGUUCUUGCGUUCAUAAACGCUCGUUGAUUAAUUUGCAAGUACUUGUAAAAAUGGCCGCCUCUGGUGUUAGUGCAACUUCUGUGGACGAUAAAGUAACCUUGAUUACAAAAAAUUUAAAGGAGGUUUUGGGCGAAGAAAAAAUCAAAGAAAUCGUUUCUGAAAGACCAUUGAAAAUUUAUUGGGGCACAGCAACUACUGGAAAACCACAUGUAGCUUACUUUGUGCCAAUGACGAAAAUUGCUGAUUUUUUGAAAGCAGGAUCAGAGGUUACUGUUUUACUGGCAGAUCUCCACGCGUACUUGGAUAAUCUCAAGGCACCAUGGGAACUAUUAGAAUAUCGUGUGCAGUAUUAUGAAGAAAUUAUAAAAGGAAUGUUAGAAUCAAUUGAUGUACCAUUAGAAAAACUCAAGUUUGUCAAAGGAACAACCUAUCAACUUAGCAGGGAAUACAUUCUGGAUGUGUAUAAAUUAUCCACAGUUGUAACUGAGCAUGAUGCCAAAAAAGCCGGAGCAGAAGUUGUGAAGCAAGUGCAACAUCCAUUGCUUAGUGGACUUCUUUAUCCUGGAUUGCAGGCGAUCGAUGAAGAAUAUUUAGGUGUGGAUGCUCAGUUUGGUGGCUUGGAUCAAAGAAAAAUAUUCACAUUUGCUGAAAAGUAUUUACCAACUCUAGGAUAUAAAAAACGAAUACAUUUAAUGAAUCCAAUGGUUCCUGGCUUAACUGGAACAAAAAUGAGUUCUUCUGACGAAGAUUCAAAGAUAGAUAUUUUGGAUAGUGCUUCAUCGGUCAAAAAGAAAGUGGCAAAGGCGUUCUGUGAAGAGGGAAACAUAAAAGAGAAUGGCGUACUGUCGUUUGCUAAGUUUGUCAUCUUUCCAAUUUUAGAAUUACAAGGAGAAAGUGAAUUUUGGAUUCGGCGCAGCGAAGCAAAUGGCGGGGAUGUUUCUUUCAAGACUUUCCAACAGCUGGAAGAAUCGUUUGGAAGAAAGGAGGUUCAUCCACAAGACCUCAAGAAUGGUGUUUGCAUUGUUUUGAAUAAGUUAUUGGAUCCAAUCAGGAAGAAAUUCGAAUCUAGUGAACUGCAGAAAUUGAAGCAACAGGCUUAUCCAGUUGAGAAAGCAAAAAAAGCAAAAGGCAGUACCGAAUCGAAUCGAGACGUCGAUCCUUCAAGACUGGAUAUCAGAGUGGGAAAAGUAAUAUCGGCUGCAAAGCAUCCAGAAGCGGACUCGUUGUACUUAGAAAAAAUUGAUGUCGGAGAAGCAGAGCCGCGCACUGUGAUCAGCGGUCUCGCCGGGCUUUACCCUUUGGAAAAACUUGAAGGUCGCGACGUUGUGGUGCUUUGCAAUCUAAAACCUGUGAACAUGCGCGGCAUCAAAUCUGAAGCUAUGCUGUUGUGUGCAAGUCUUACUGGCUGUGAUGGUGAACGAGAAGUUUCUCCUCUAGAUCCACCUCCCCAGAGUAAACCGGGCGACAGGGUGAUAGUUGAAGGUUAUGAACAUGAUAAAUUAGGAGAACCGGAUGCGCAACUUAAUCCAAAAAAGAAAAUAUUUGAAAGCAUACAGCCCGAGCUUGUGACGUCGGAAGUUGGCAUAGCUGAAUACAAAGGGAGCUCCAUGGCAACGAAACUUGGUAAAAUUACAUCGUCGUUGAGAAACGCGAAAAUUUCGUAGAACUGUUUGUAUUGAAUAGUGAUAUUAAUAAUGACGCACUCCUUGUUAGGCGAACACUAUUUUACGAAUUUACUCCUGGUGCAACACUGAUAUAGCUACAUUUUUGCCGUUGGCACCAUUUUCUAAAAUGGCGCAAUUUUUUCUCUAAAGGAGAAAAACUAUUUCUUUUAUAUUACACAGAUGCAGUAAUCAAA